AGGAGUGGAAGGAGCUGGUGCGCCUGCGCCGACCUGCAGGCUCGAGUGGACGGGGGAUCGCGACGGUGGCUGUGGCGACCUGACGGGAGCAUGGGCAAAGAGCAGGAGCUGCUCGAAGCGGCGAGGACUGGCAAUGUGGCCGUGGUGGAAAAGCUACUGAGCGGCAAGCAUCGGCUGUCGGCAGGCGGGGGUGGCGGAACCGUGUCCCUGCCUCAGCUUUCCAACCUCCUCAGUAUUUGGAGAGGGCCAAAUGUCAAUUGUGUGGAUUGCUCAGGAUAUACUCCACUACACCAUGCUGCUCUAAAUGGACAAAAGGAAGUUGUUGAAAUGCUGCUGAAGAAUGACGCCUCCACUAACAUUGCAGAUAAUAAGGGAUGCUAUCCACUUCACUUGGCUGCUUGGAAAGGGGAUGCACAGAUAGUGAGACUACUUAUUCAUCAAGGACCAUCCCAUGCAAAAGUCAAUGAACAGAAUGCUAUUGAGUGCAAAGACCUCAAAAAGUAUGGCCCUUUUGACCCUUAUAUCAAUGCGAAGAAUAAUGACAAUGAGACAGCCUUGCACUGUGCAGCACAAUAUGGUCACUCAGAUGUUGUAAAAGUUCUUCUUGAGGAGCUCACAGAUCCCACAAUGAGAAACAACAAAUUUGAAACUCCACUGGACCUGGCUGCAUUGUAUGGGAGGUUGGAGGUAGUGAAAAUGCUGCUAAUUGCACAUCCAAAUCUACUGAGCUGCAACACCAAGAAGCAUACACCGCUUCACUUGGCAGCAAGAAAUGGGCAAAGAGCAGUUGUGCAAGUCCUUCUGGAAGCAGGAAUGGACAUUAACUAUCAGACAGAGAAGGGUAGUGCACUUCAUGAAGCUGCAUUAUUUGGAAAGACAGAUGUGGUCCAGAUACUCUUAGCUUCUGAAAUUGAUGUUAAUAUUAAAGAUGUGCGUGGGAAGUCAGCAUUAGAAAUUGUGCAGGAACACCCAGCUCAGAAGAGUAAGGAGAUAGCAACUCUUAUUCAAGAUCAUAUAGCAGGAAAAGAGAUCCCAAAGUACACAGAAAAUACUGUUCCAGUAUCCAAAACGCACCCAUUUUCCAUUCCUGAGCCUGGUAAUCAAAAAUCAGUUGGUGAGGAACAGUUGGAACUUUGCAAACUUAUUACAGAGUUUGAAACCCAGCAAGAAGAAGAAUGCCCAUAUGAGGCCUUGUGCAAUGCAACUUCCCACUCCAUUGAAGGGCUGGAAAGAUUGAAAGUUCCAGAUGUGGAAACGAGUUCAGCCCCAGAAUUAAUAAAGGAUUUGGAUGUGAAAGAAACUCCAGAAGAGCUUGAAGAGGAUGAGAAUCCCUAUGAACUUCUACUGACUGCAGAAACAAAGAAAGUAACCCAUUUGGAUGAGUCCCAAUGUAAAGGAGAGAAUUCAGAUGAGACGGCAGGGCCUGCUUCUGUAUCCUCUGAAGUGACCACAAAGCCUGGUCGGAUCUUCACCAUCUUCUCAGGUCACAUGAAAAGUGAGAUUGAAUCUCAGGACGUCAACAUUCCAGAACAGUUUUCGGGUCUUCUACAUGGGUCACCUCCAAUCUGUGAGAUUCAGGAGGAUCCAGUCACACUGCUAGCUGCUCUGAGCAAAGGGGGAGUGGAAACUGAAGCGAUGCAAAACAGAGAGUUGCCAGAGAGUCAACAUUGUGCAACAGGGCAAGCUGAGAACACUGGCAUUAGGAACUCUGCUGUAGCAGAUACUGUUGAGCAAAAAGGGCAGCAGGUAAUUUAUAGUAACUUUCGUACCAUCAUCAACCAGACGGAACCAGACAUUUUAAUAAACUCCAAGCCUGUCCAACAUAAAGACAUUUUAUUUGGCAAGGGAGUAGAAAAACAGACAUGUACUUUGGGGAGAGUGCGGUCGAGUGGAAAGGAUAAAGUGGACCUUAAAUUAGCAAGAAGUUUGUCGAAAUCGGAUUCUGAUCUCAUUACCCGUUCUCCAUCUGAGGAGGAUAUGCUGGGAAGUCGCAGUGAGUCUCUUUCGAACUGCAGUUCAGUGAAGAAACGGUUAGAAAAAUCACCAUCCUUUCAGUCAGAAUGGGAGGAGAUUGAAAAAAUAAUGAGUUCCAUUGGUGCAGGGAUUGACAGUGACUUCAGAAAGGAAUGGCACAGUGCUUCAGGUUCACGGAUGUUGGAGCAGAGUGUUGGGCAAUGGCUUGAGUCCAUUGGAAUGCCACAGUAUGAAAGCAAGCUGGUACUGAAUGGAUUUGAUGAUGUGCGCUUCAUGGGUUCUAACAUAAUGGAAGAGCAGGAUUUAAGAGAACUUGGAAUUCAUGAAGCAGGACAUCGACGAAAAAUUCUUCAAGCUGCGCGGUCUCUUCCAAAGAUUAAACCAUUUAGUUUUGAUGGAAAUAGCAAUACUUCACUUGUAGCAUGGUUGGAAUCACUUGGACUGCAGAGUUACAAUCAGAACUUCCUGUCCAGUGGGUAUAAUUCAAUGGAUUGUGUGAAAAACCUCUGGGAACCAGAAAUUAUAAAUGUUCUGAAAAUAACCAUACUAGGUCAUCGAAAGCGAAUCUUAGCGUCUCUUGGUGAACGGCCCAAUGAAGAACCACCUCAGAAACCACCAAGAGCUUCCCAACUGAAGGAAGAUCGACGUGAGUCUCGAAUAACACUUCGGCCACCUAGUUUAGCCACACCAUAUGCUCCUGUUCAAAAUUGGCAGCAUCAGCCAGAGAAGCUUAUCUUUGAGUCCUGUGGCUAUGAAGCUAACUAUUUGGGUUCCAUGCUUAUUAAAGACCUAAAAGGGACUGAAUCAACCCAGGACGCAUGUGCAAAGAUGAGGAAAUCUACUGAACAAAUGAAAAAGAUACCAACCAUUUUCCUCUCCAUCACUUACAAAGGUGUAAAGUUCAUUGAUGCAUUUAACAAGAAUAUUAUUGCUGAGCAUGAAAUUCGCAAUAUUUCCUGUGCUGCCCAGGAUCCUGAAGAUCUUUGUACAUUUGCCUACAUCACUAAAGACCUACAAACAAAUCAUCAUUAUUGCCACGUUUUCAGCACACUUGAUGUAAAUUUAACAUAUGAAAUAAUCCUUACACUAGGACAGGCAUUUGAAGUGGCCUACCAACUUGCACUGCAAGCCCAGAAACCACCUCAGGUGUCUCUUUCCACAGCUGAAACAGAACCUGCAGAAGUGAGGACAUCCAAACCAGUCCCCAAACCACGGUCCAGCAUGAGAAAAUCUGCUAUUGACAACAUUGAUCAAGAUUCUCAAUCGCAUGGUGCUGUGGCAUGGAUAGCUGACUCCAAGCAGGACUCCAAGAGGACAAUCAGUACAAAGUAUGAAACCACCAUUUUCUGACCACCUGGUGCUCCCGCUUCUACUCUGUGCCUUUGCACUGUGAACCUAUUCCACUUCUCCGCUUCCUAUAGCGGGCACUUAAAGCUGCUUUCACUCUCUUCUCAAAGGGAAACUUCGUACUUGAGCUUCCUGUACUCUGUAAUUAAAAUACAGCUGCCUUCAACAUCCUGGUGAUCUUUCAGCUAUUUUAAAACAAAGACUCUGGAAAUUACUUGGAAUCUUAUUCCAUGUCUGAACUUUGAAGCACUCUAACCUCCCAGCACUGUGAGCUA
Pristis pectinata (smalltooth sawfish) is the source of this 3596-nucleotide messenger RNA. RefSeq names its product ankyrin repeat and SAM domain-containing protein 1A-like. Gene Ontology annotation, cellular component: cytosol. Lineage: Eukaryota; Metazoa; Chordata; Chondrichthyes; Rhinopristiformes; Pristidae. Gene Ontology annotation, molecular function: protein binding. The record is from RefSeq and is a predicted model, not a curated record.